Molecule: messenger RNA, 2442 nt
Organism: Sycon ciliatum
Lineage: Eukaryota; Metazoa; Porifera; Calcarea; Leucosolenida; Sycettidae
Exons: 4
Coding region: 184-1992 (602 amino acids)
Molecular function (GO): zinc ion binding
Source: RefSeq, a predicted model, not a curated record
CUGAAUGGACGCUUUUUCCGUUCUUCUUCGCUCGUGUAAUAGUGGACAUGCCCGAAGAGACUCAGUCGGUAGCUAGCUCCACUAGUGUCUCUGCAUCGCCAGAGCAAUCAAAAGAUUCUGUUGGGGCCGUGAUGGAUAAAGUUUUGCGUCGGAAGAAAAAGUCGUCAUGGAGAGUGUGACGAGAUGAAGUUGUUUCUGUCCCACCAUGGCAAGUCGGACAAGGGCAAGAAGGAGGAACUGAUCCAGCGGGUUGAGGCGAUCUUUUCCCAGCAUGCUGUUACACCUGAUGAGCAAUCUGACAGCCACCCACAACAACCCGAGCAGCAGCAGCAGCAACAGCAGCAGCAGCAGCUAGCAUCAUCACAACGCACUUUCCCCAGUACUGGCUGGACUAGCCUGGAGGACAUUUGUGCGUCAUCGUCAGUUGGCAUGUUGUUGUUAAUGCCCUACGUUAUGCAAUAUUUGAUUGCUCGUAAAGCAGUUGAUGGCCUGGACAGUGCUGACUUCCGGAGUCUUAGCGAACAGUCCGACGGACUGUGCAAAAGAGCCUACGCUCGGAAUGGUGCCAUAGCAGUCAUUCCAUGCGCAGAAGAACUAUUGUUCAAGUGUAAUGUUCGUGCUACUAUGAAGACUGGGGUGCGCUACGCUGUCAAGAUGGUGUUGAAGAAAGAGUCCAGCCAGUCCUUCAACACCAUCGUGUACACUGAGUGUGGGUGCCCGGCCGGUGCGGCCCCGAAUUCUACUUGCAAGCACAUCGCUGCUGUGUGCUAUGGCCUGGACGAGUUUUCCCGCUUUGGUUCAUUUACAGGUUGCACCAGCUCCACCAGUGAGCUGUGCAAAUGGAAUGCACCGCCAAGCAAGCGGCUUGUGAGCCAGAUGGACUUCACGGCACCCCAACCCGAGAGUGAGCGCACGCGACCCACCGCAGGGAAGAAGCACAGGCUACUCCAUGACCCUCGGCCAUCUGACAUGCAGGACCCGGAUUCCACUGUAGAGUCGCGGAAGCUGUUUGGUAUUGUAGGCAGCAAUACCCGUCCUGCGGCCGCACGCCCAGCGCUUCUCGACUUAUUGUCGCCGGUAACGUCAACGGUUUCUUCAAUACGGAGUAGCGCUGUUCAGCCCACACGCACCAGUACUACAGUAUACACAGUGAGGGAGCUAGCUGACCUUGUACAUGCAUCUGAAGCAUUCAAGGGCAGCAACAAGGAUCAGUGCUCCAUCUUGAAACUAUGUGACCGCUUCCGGACACUGCUGGCACUGUCCCCACAGCAGAUACAUGCACUGGAGUACCGCACACGUGGGCAGGCAUCCAAUGCACUGUGGAUGGAGCAUCGCUUUGGCAGGCUGACUGCCUCGAUAUUUUCAAGCGUUGUUAAGCGUAAGGGCCCCUUCGGACCACUAGUGAUUCAAAUGCUGAACCGCAAGCCCUUUCACUCUCCUGCCGCAGACUGGGGUAGGCAGAAUGAGGCCAUUGCGCAAAAAGACUAUGUAAAGAAGUGCAGUGUUCUCGUGGCACAGCGUGGCCUAAUGGUCAUGGCCAAUGGCUUCACUGGUGCCAGCCCUGAUGGGUUGGUGAAUGAUAGUAGCUUGCCCGCUGCUCAACAACAAGGUCUGCUGGAGAUAAAGUGUCCAUAUUCAGCUCGGCAUAUCACCCCAGCAGAUGCAUGUGAGGUGCUGGACAACUUCUUCUGCAAAUUGGAUGAUGACGGCACAUUCUCACUGAAGCGAAAUCACAACUUCUACUUUCAGGCUUGUCGAGGACUCCAGGAUAGACAACAUGUGCUGCUCCAGUUGUUCACCGCCUUGCUCCUGCACGAAGUCCUUCAGGCUGUCAGUGCCAUCGGUUUGGGAAAGGUGUAUCAUCCCGUGACGACCACAUUGAAGUCUGAAUUUGAAGUGUGGAGAUGCUGCAGCAACCACUUCGUACUUUUCCAUUGCUUCUAUUGUGCUUCUACUGUGCAUGUGUGUAACUUGUGGGAUAUGCAUGUGUGAUACUUGUGGGAUAUGCAUGAGAUGAGAUGGUACGCCGCAGAUGUUAUCCAUGCGUGUAACGUAUACCUACAUGUUACUCAUUGAAAAGGAUUAGCCACUUGUGAUCCUCGGAUGAGUAUCCGGUCAGCUUUGUCUUGUGUGGGCCGUACCAGCUUGCUGUUCACUUCUCUAUCUGUUGGAUAUGCGACUUUCUGCAAGUUUCUGGUUUCUGGUGCCACGUCUUUGCUUGCCUCUUUUUUUUUAAGGAAUUACAUUCUGUUUUCACUGCGUGCAUAGCGUGGUCUGCAAAUUGCAAUCCGUCAUGUUUGCAAUGCUGUGCUUUGGCCGUCAGCUUGCCUACACAUUUUUGUUUGUUUCACAACUGACUUCGUAAAGUAUGGUGGGCAAUGCUUUGCAUGGCAUUAUACAUGAAGAAUCUCCUGUUUGGGUCGUGUGCAUGUGUGUGUGUGU